CUCUCCACAUCAAGAAAACGAACGACACUGCAUCUACAAGCGUCCUGUUGUGUCUCCUGUGACCAUUGAUAAACGCAUACUCGAGCAUAUAUCUCAGAAUAUCUUUCUUUGUAGACGGAGACUGGAUACAGCUGCACCCUCGAUCAUUCCCAAGCCGAAAUAGGCCAGCACACGACAUCAUCUUCAACAUCCCGACAGACAAUAUAAUACAAAUCUCGACGACAUGGUGUAUCUCAAGACAAGCCAGGAAUGGCUCGACCAGUCUAUGGCUCUCUUAGAAGCCCGUCCCGCCACCACCCUCAUCACCACAACAUACAAGCUCAAGCCUGGCCCUACACGACCCGAUGCAGACGGCGACACACCCGUCACCAAGCCCCCACGCGGUGCUCUCGUCCUCAAGGCCUACGAUCCCAUCAGCGGCGCGACCAUCAAGUACCGCACCACAAAGGCGCAGGAGGUUACUCGUCUGAUACAUGCUUCGUUGGGUCGGCUGGGAAGGAGUAUGGCCGCGGUGCCGGAUGUGCCUGAGGUGACGAUGGCAGAUGGCGAUGGUGCAACUCCUGCGGAGGAAUCACAGGCUGCUACACCGACACCGCAGGCGACACAAGGGGGUGGAGGUGGAAAGAAGAAGAAGAAGGGCAAGAAAUAGGAUAUCAGCAUGAUGAGUUGCUUGAGUGCUUAUGGCAGAUCCAAUGGAUAUUCGUGGAUAUGAGGAUUGAUGAUCAUGGAAUGAAGCUUGUAGCAGAUAUGACAUUUAAAAAGAGCAGCAUUGUUAAAUGCAGAAUCCUCAUUCGGGAGAUGCCACUUUGGAGAUUUCUUAUAUUCCCAAGUCUCUCACUACACGAAACCAAUAGCAGGCGAGUCUGCGAAGUCUAUUGUCGAUAGCUUCAACCAUGAGUAGAGGCCUAAAGGGCAAGCAAAUAUAAAAGCACGCAAAGUCACUGGCAACGAUCAAAGGGUA
Messenger RNA from Fusarium redolens, 961 nucleotides. Its product is annotated as signal recognition particle 9 kDa protein-domain-containing protein. The transcript is spliced from 2 exons. Gene Ontology annotation, biological process: SRP-dependent cotranslational protein targeting to membrane. Lineage: Eukaryota; Fungi; Ascomycota; Sordariomycetes; Hypocreales; Nectriaceae. The record is from RefSeq and is a predicted model, not a curated record. Gene Ontology annotation, cellular component: signal recognition particle, endoplasmic reticulum targeting. Bases 224 to 649 code for a protein of 141 amino acids.